AAGGACUGGGACGAACGCUUGGGUGGCUCUCCCUUUCCCUUUUUCGCGGUCGUCUUCUAGUCUCACUCUCUCUCUCUCACUCUCUUUGAGUGCGUUCUUUCUCGUUGGCACCGGCAUUUCCCUUCCUCUCUCUCUCGCUCUCUCUGCGCCUGCUUGUUGGCGAACCAUUUUGUUUUAAGAGCUUUGCUUCUAACAAACAGACAACAAAUUCACAAAGUCAGUCAGUUCGUCGCCGACGUUGAAGGCGCAAGGAUACGCACAGCGCUUCCAAGAGGAAUCUCACCGUUUUCAUUACCCGUACGUGUCAAAUUGAAUCGCGCGCCAAAUUGGAUAGUUUCGAAAGUGAAUUUGAAAGACAAUUAAAAACAAAGUGUAUUCUAUCUAAACCAGUUCUGUCUGGCUUUCAAUCAUACUGGCCAUGUCGCGACGAAAGCAGGCGAAACCGCGAGCAUGUCUUAAACUUGGCGAAAAGGAGGAGGACGAAAAUGGUGGGGAGGAGAUCUGCAAUGUGGAGGAUCUGCUAGAGCCCAAAGAGGAAUUGCUUAGUGCGGACGAAUCGGCUGAUAUUGAGGACGACGACAACGAUGAUGAUGAUGAUAAUGCUGAGGAGAAGGGUGCGAGAGGAGAGGAAGGGAAAGAUUUGAAGUCGAGGCAAAAACCCAAUGAAUCACAGCCCAAAAGCUGGAGAACAGCUGAUGAUGAUGAUGCUGCUGCUGCUGCUGAUACCACAACUGCUGUAAAAGAAGAUGGAGACGAAGAAGUACAACACCCUGGAGAGGAGGAAGUUGCAUGCACCACUGCUUUGACUGCUCCUGCUGCUUGUGUUGUUGUUGCUGCUUCAGUUGCCAACGGGCACUGCAAGUCCUUGUCCGUGGGCGACGUUGGCGUUGCUGAGAAUGAGCCGGGAUGCAGCAUGGGAGAAGGCCAAGAUGAUGAUCAGGACGAUGACUAUUUGACUAAUCUGAGCGACAAUGAUGAUGAAGAUGAACUGCAGAGUCUGGACAGCUUUUACUCAGAUAUGUACAGCACUCACACCUCGUCCAGCUACUCGCCCAGCAUUUCGGAUGGGACCCUGACACCCAAUUCCCAUCACCAUUUGCCCGCCUCGGCCGUAUCCGGCUUGUCUGAGGAUCUGCAAACAGAACACAAGGCUCAUGCCGACCGUGACCAAAAGGAUCCCGCACAGCUAUUCAAGCCCAAGCGUCCCUCACACUUCCAUCAUCAUCAUCAUCACCACUACCAUCAUCAGCAGGCUCUGAAAAUUGCCAACAAGUUGCGCAAAAUCAAUAAGGAGGCCAACAAAAUGGGUUCAGGCAGUGGCACUGGCGCCACCGAAGAUGGAGCAACUGGCAUUGGAGGCGUCUCCUCGGAUGCCACCACAAAGUUUGAUAAGUUGACAGGCGAAAGCAUUAAAAGCCGAGGCGACGGUUCCUAUCAGUGUCAGUUCUGUGAUAAAUCAUUUCCGCGACUCGGUUACUUGAAGCAUCACGUGCAGAGCCAUGCCGAACAUCUGCCAUUCAAGUGCGAGUACUGUGCCAAGCUCUUCAAGCACAAGCGUUCCCGAGAUCGUCAUAAGAAACUGCAUACAAAUGAGCGAAACUACAAGUGUCCGCAUUGCGAGGCGGCAUUUUCGAGAAGCGAUCAUCUGAAGAUCCACAUGAAAACCCAUGACAUCCAGAAGCCGUUCCAGUGCAGCAUGUGUAAUCGUGGCUAUAAUACGGCAGCCGCUCUGACCUCGCACAUGCAAAAGCACAAGAAGAACGCCGCCAUUUUGGCUGCUGGGGGCAAUCCCAAUGCCCUCAACUACAGUCCGAGAUCAACGGGUUCCGCAUCGGUGUCUUCGAGUAAUAGCAGUCUGCACAAGCGUCGCUAUGCCUUGGCUUUGGCCAAUAAUGACAGCAGUAGUCGGAGUCCGAGUCGUUUGGAUUAUCCGAAACGUUCAAGGAUCACAAACACAAACCAAUCUACACCCACUCCUCUGCUAAGGUGCAGCUACUGCCCCAAGGUGACAGAGUUCAGUAGUCUGGAACAAUUGAAUGCCCACUUGCAAAGUGUCCAUGAACAUCAGCAGCAGCAGCAGCAGCAACAACAGGAACAACAGCAACAACAAACAGAGUCAGAGUCCUUCGAGCUGAACUGUGAGUACUGUACCAUGAAAUUUGGCAACAUUGCGGGACUUUUCCAGCACAUGAGGACCACCCAUUUGGAUAGGCUCAGUUCGCCACCAUCCAUUGCCAGCUACUAUGAGCAUCUCAAUCGCCUAGAAAUGCCGAAGCAGAUGAAACAGGACCUGUCUAGCCCACAGCGGAAGGCAGAAGAGCCAGAGGAACUACCAACAGACUUGAGUAGCAACAAGAGACAGAUGGAGGAGCCAACCCAAACUCCUGCAGCCGGACCUGUCCCACCUCCAGGUGUCUUCUUUUGCAACCAAUGCAAUGCAGGCCUGCCGGACUUUGACAGCUUUCGCAAUCAUCUCAAGACUCACAUAGCCGAAGGAAUGCAAUUGAUAUGUCCACAUUGUGGCCUCACUUUGCCAGAACAACAGGAGUACGAGCGUCAUGUGGUUGCCCAUUUCCUGAUCACCAACUCAGAGUUUAAUUGCAGUAGUUGCGGUAAGAGUUUUGCCAAAGCUGAAGAUCUGCAGCAACAUUUACUAGCCGACCAUGUCGUGACCAUUUUGAAGUGCUCCUUGUGUUCGGAGCUCUGCGAAAAUCGAAUGGCCAUGCAGUUGCAUCUGGCCUGUGCCCACAGCCAGGAAACAAAGCUGUUGAGAUGCAGUGCCUGCAUGGAGCUCUUCCGUUCUGAUUCAGAGUUCCAUGUACAUGUGAAGACACGUCAUCAAUUAGCCCUGGGCAAUCAGACAAGCAGCGGUCUGGGAUCAGUGUCAAGUGGUGUGAGCCCAACCAAUCCUCUCCAGUGCAUGUUUUGUCGUGCCGUUUGCUCCUCGGAGCUAGAGAUGCACUUCCAUUUAGCGGCACAUGCUCGACAAUUCCGUUGUCCUUCUUGUCCGGAAACAUUUCAUGUCGAGUUUUUGCUCGACAGGCAUAUGCAGAGCCAACAUGGCGGGGUGAAGGACAACAAGGAGCAAUCCUCCCCCAAUAUGGCUAUGGGAAGUCUAUAUGUGAAUGCCCUGUUGCCUCCUCUGGCUGCCGCUGCCGCAGCCGCUGUAACGAACAACAACAAUAACAUCAUUGACUACAACGUGGCCUUCAAAUUCAAGGGUCUCUUUGGUGGUGGGGGAGGAGGACCACCCACAGCUCCAUCCAAGUUCUACAGCCCCCUACAAGUAGAUACAAAAGCACAACAGCCCUCACCCCACCCGGCACUGAUGUACGGACUGAGUCAGAGAUAUCUCAUGGAAAUGUAUAAGGCCAAGUCCAUUUCACCCGCUCCGCCCGCUUCCACAGAGCCACCGCCGGGAUCUGCGGCAGCACCACCCCCGGCCACCUUCAGUUGCGGCAUGUGCGAGCGCCAAGAUCUUCGCAGCGAGGCUGAACUUCACUCCCAUCGCAAGUUGGCCCACAAUCUGAAAACCGGUGUCAGUCUACGUUGUGCAUACUGCGCGGGUAAUUUCAAGUCCAGGGCCGAACUGGAGCAGCACAUGAAGAGCUGUCACAAUUCGACGGGCAAGCACAAAUGCCUAAUUUGUGACGAGAUAUUCCCCUCACCCGCGAUCCUGGCCGAGCACAAACUGCAGCACUCAAAGGUGGGACAGUCGGGCAAGUGCUCGCACUGUUCGCAUCAAUUGGAGGAUGUGGCCGCCUUCCGCAAUCAUCUCACGGAGCACGGAAGCGAUGGAAGCCUGCCGCUGGCCUGCAUUUGUUGCCGCCAAACUCUGCACUCCGAGUUCGAAUUGUCCUUGCAUGCCAAGUUCCACACUAAAUCAUCGGCAGGCACUUCUAGAGGCAGCCUCCAGGAGCCAGUGUGUGCCUUGUGUCUUGAGCCGCUUCCGCCCACUGGACCACCAAUUGAUGGCCACAUCCCUGCCAAACUUUGUGAGAAGUGUUUGCGUAAACAUAAUUUGAAUGGCAAAAGAAACAAGCUAUCCGAGUCGCCAUCGGUCAAUGUGGCUCCGGCGACCGCGACGGCUGUUGCUCCCAACCAUUCCCCGUUUCUGGAGAAUCGCUGCAAUCUAUGCAAAAUGAUUCUGCCCCAUGCCCAAAAACUUCAAGAGCAUCUGGUUGAGCACACUUUUGCUGGCACCGAACAGCGUGGAUUCAAUUGCUACAUCUGUUCGGCAGUGUUCACUGCUCCCGGAGGACUUCUCAAUCACAUGUCGGUGGAGCAUGGCGCCCACUCGCGACCCUAUGAUUGCAACUUGUGUCCGGAGAAGUUCUAUUUCCGAGCUGAGCUAGAGCACCACCAGCGAGGACAUGAAUUGCGACCAGCCCCUCCGAGUCGCCUAUCCUUAAGUAAACAAGAGCCGCCCUGUACCCUAGGCAGUCCAAGUCUUAGUCCCGCAACGGUUAAACUUGAGCUCUACGAAUCGGAAACUCAAGCCUCUGAUGUUGACAAUGGCGAGGAAGGAACGACCAACGCUGCCCAGGAAGAGGAGGAGUACAUUGAAGUGGAACAAAUGCCUCAUGAGACGCGAUCGGAGGAGUUAAUGGAACGGUCUAGCAACAGCUCUUAAUGAGAGAAAGAAACAGACAACAGAAGAACUGAAGAAAACAACUUUAACUAGACAAUUUAUAAAGGAAACAUAUUUUAUUGUAUUUAUAAGACUAAUUCUUUUACUCGGCAAAUGAAAAGUACUUGCCACUAUACUGCUUUCAAUUAGCAUUACAUUCCACAUACUUAGUAUCCGUAAUAUCCCUAGCUUAUAUCCUCAACUAAAAUGUUCAUUUGACAUCUGCCUAGGGUAGUAGGUCCACAAAAUAUAUAUAUAUACUAUAUAUCGUGUAGUUUUCUUAACAAGAAUUUUGUGUGUGAUAGUUUUUUAAUGAUAAAUCAUUUCUAUAAACCAUAUACUAGAAAUAACUAGAUGAAAUGACAACGCCUUGCGUUUUUCUUAUUCCGCAGUAUUUUUAUGCCCAAAACGUUGUAACUUACAUGCAUAGUUAUACAUAUAUCUUAUAUAAGCACCAAAGCAUUUUGAUUGUGUAGAAAUACUUACAA
Molecule: messenger RNA, 5118 nt
Organism: Drosophila willistoni
Lineage: Eukaryota; Metazoa; Arthropoda; Insecta; Diptera; Drosophilidae
Gene: L
Product: zinc finger protein 423 homolog
Exons: 6
Coding region: 419-4633 (1404 amino acids)
Biological process (GO): regulation of transcription by RNA polymerase II
Cellular component (GO): nucleus
Molecular function (GO): RNA polymerase II transcription regulatory region sequence-specific DNA binding; DNA-binding transcription factor activity, RNA polymerase II-specific
Source: RefSeq, a predicted model, not a curated record